This is a messenger RNA of Centropristis striata (black sea bass), 4181 nucleotides long. RefSeq names its product sperm associated antigen 1a (gene spag1a). NCBI's taxonomy places the organism in Eukaryota, Metazoa, Chordata, Actinopteri, Perciformes, Serranidae. The record is from RefSeq and is a predicted model, not a curated record. Gene Ontology annotation, cellular component: cytosol. The transcript has 8 exons. Gene Ontology annotation, biological process: axonemal dynein complex assembly. Gene Ontology annotation, molecular function: protein binding. The coding region runs from base 1 to 1176 and encodes 391 amino acids.
AUGGGGAACGCACAGGACAAGCCCCCGGGCAGCGGAGCAGAAGGGGGAGGCAGGUCGGAUCAGGCCACCGCAGGGAGCGGGGCGAGAAGCCGGGGAGGAGAAAAGCCUCAGAGUCGGAGCGCUUCAGGGAAGGGGGUGGCCAAUGGCACUCGGAGCGACAACAGCCCUGCUGGUGGACAAGGGGAGCGGAACAGCCCUGCAGUGGACACAAGUUAUCUGGACGCCCCUGCUGGGGCCCUUCCCCCUCACCUGGCCCGGCUCAAGAAUGCAGGGAACCACCUCUUCAAACAUGGCCAGUUUGGGGACGCCUUGGAGAAGUACACACAGGCAAUUGAUGGAUGUGCAGAAGCAGGCAUUGAUAGUCCAGAGGACCUGUGCAUCCUCUACUCCAACAGAGCCGCCUGUUUCCUGAAGGAUGGAAACAGCACAGACUGCAUACAGGACUGUACCAAGGCUUUGGAGCUGCAGCCCUACUCACUGAAGCCGCUGCUGCGCAGAGCGAUGGCCUAUGAGUCACUGGAGCGCUACAGAAAGGCCUACGCGGAUUACAAGACCGUCCUGCAGAUUGACACCGGGGUGCAGGCAGCUCAUGACAGCGUCCACAGGAUCACCAAGAUGCUUAUUGAGCAGGACGGACCCGAGUGGAGAGAAAAGCUUCCAGAGAUUCCCGCCGUCCCUCUGUCGGUCCAGCAGCAACACAGAGACAAACCGGUCAGCGCAGAAGUAGCUCAAGCCCGAGCCGCCAGAGCUGCACAGGAGGAAGCCAGAAGAAUAGACGCUCGAUUUACUUUGCUGAAACGUGAAGGCAACGAUCUGGUCAAGAAAGGCUGCUUCCAGGAGGCUUUGGAGAAGUACAGUGAAUGCCUCACAUUAAAAUCUGACGAAUGUGCUCUCUACACAAACAGAGCCAUUUGCCUCCUAAGAUUGAACCGCUUCGAAGAGGCCAAACAGGACUGUGACACUGCGCUGCAGCUGGAGCCGGGCAACAAGAAAGCCUUCUACAGACGAGCCCUGGCUCAUAAAGGUUUACAGGACUAUCUGUCAGCCAGCAGUGACCUGCAGGAAGUCCUCCAGCUCGACCCGAAGGUUCGGGAGGCCGAGCAGGAGCUGGAGGUGGUGACGAGCCUGCUGAGACAGAGCCUGAUGGACAGCACCACACACACAGCCAGGGUUUGAUGUUUGUGGAGAAAUGUGGAGGCAGAGGAGUGAAACAGGCGUGGACUCUUACUGUCGCAGCCAUGGAGGAAAGGACUCUUAAAGCCAUCGACUGUAGUAAGUAAACGUGUAAAGAUGGAAAUGACUGGCGAUGAGUCCCGGGACGAGCUCCUUGGACGACCAGCUUUUCAGUUCUGCACCAUCUGCAACGUGUGCAAACCACAAAAUAACUUCUGAUACACAACCUUACAUAACAGGCAGCUUUAUUUCAAAAGGCUAAUGUCGAGGUACUCGUGACCUGCUUGCACUAUAAAUCAUUCACAUUAUGACGUAACGUCCUGUACAUACAGAUUCAUGUGACAGGCUGCAGAGCGCUGUUUUCUGGUGGAGUAACACGGGGAAAGUAAGAAUGUAUUAUGUGUGCCUUAUUGAGAUUUCUACCACGGAGAGGAUGAAAUACGCCAAGAUUAAACAUUUUACUUUGAUUUGUUUUAAAAGAAUGUUGUGUUUGGUUCUAAGAUGGUUCACUGAGCUCACAACAAAAGUACAGACACAAACUGAUUCAACUAUGGAAACACAUUUCUGCCAAUGUGAUGAAAAAAAAUUGUCCGCAGUCAUUAUAUUUAGAAACAUUCUCAAAAUUAAGACUUAGUAUCUCAAAAUAAUAAUAAGAUUUCUCUUAAUAUCACAAAAUAAUUAAUUAAUAUAUCAAAAUAAUGACUUCAUAUCUUAAAAUAAUAUCUUAGUAUCGCAAAAUAAUAACUUAGCAUCUCAAAAUAAUAAGAUUUUUCAAAAUAAGGACUUAAUAUCUCAAAAUACUGACGUAGUAUUGCAAAACCAUGACAUUAUAUCUCAAAAUAAUGACAUCGUAUCUUAAAAAUAAUGACUUAGUAUCUCAAAAUAAUAAUAUUGAUCAAAAUAAUGAUAUAGUGUCUCAAAAUAGUGACUUAGUAUCCUAAAAUUAAGACUUAGUAUCUUUAAAAAAUGAUAUAGCAUCUUAAAAUAAUGACUUAGUAACUCAAAAUAAUGACUUAAAAUGACUUGAAUGACGCAUAUCGCAAAAUAACAGAUUUCUUAAAAAUAAUAAUGACUUUUUAUUGCAAAAUCAUGACUUUAUAUCUCAGAAUAAUGACUUAGUUUCUUAAAAUGACUUAAUAUCGCACAAUAAUGAUAUUUCUUAAAAUAAUGACUUAGUAUCUCAAAAUGCAAAAUAAAAUAAUAAAUAAUAAAUUAAAUAAUUUAAAUAAAUAAAAUAAUGUAAUAAUGGGUUAGAAUCCUAUGAAAAAGUCUUUCAUUUAAUUUUUUUUAAGUCAUUAUUUUGAGAUACUAAGUCAACAUUUAAAGGAGGUUUUUUUGGUUAUAACCGCUUGCAGGGCAUUGUUUUUCUCUUUUUCUUUUAUUGGUAGAAAAUGGGCUUCUAUAUUAGUUAAUGUAGAGAAAAGUAACUCCCAGAAAGAUUUAAAAUGUGAAAAAGUCAUUACCUGGUUCUGCAUCCAGGGUUCCAGCUAUGGCAAGAGUUUGUCAUUGUUUACAUGUUUUAUCAGCUGCUACGUGUCUAAAAAAAACAUUUCUACAGCUAAAGAUCCUCUAAAGUAAGGCAUUAAAAGUAUAAUUUAAGAUGGUACAAAAUAAUGAUUUACCACAGUUAAAACGUCCCCUGAGCUCAGUGCUUCAGUCUUCAUUGGUUCAGUAAAUAUCAUGUACUGUAAGACUUACUGUAGGUCUCAGGUUCAACCUUGAAUGUAACCAAGACGACUGCGUGUGUCUUUGUGUGUGAAUAGGUGUACAGUAUUUAUGUUUUUUGGAAAGUCUCGAAUCAGAAAAAUACACAGUUUUAUUAAUGGCUCUAGACUGAACUGUUUGGAUCAGUUCAUAGAAUCACUCGCACCAACAGAAAUCAAACAUACUUUAUAUUUGCAGUACUAGUAGUAGUAGUAUUUGGGUAUUAUAGUUACAGUUACAAUUACAGUUGAUAUGACCCCAAACUAGUUUUUCUUUGGCUUCCCCAUCAACUCAUUGAAGUCUCCUAAAGGAAUAUUUCAACAAAAUGUUUAUUUGUAUAUCAGUUACUCAGCCUGUAUCAACUAAAAUUCUUGAAGAAAAACUUUUGUAUUUCUUGUUUGUACAAAGAAUAAUAACAAAAAAGGAGAAAUGUCCUGAUAUACAGUACUAAACAAAUGUAUUACACCACCUGACAUAAUAACGAAAAAACAUAAAUAUUUAAAAAUCUUUCAAAAGCUUGUUUGGAACUAAAAUGUUAUUUAUUUGGCAAAUGAGAAAGUGAAUUCACCUUUUUAUACCCAAAUCUGAGCUCUCAGAGAAGUCAGAAACUAAUCAAGCAGAACAUUCAACCACUAAAACUAAUUUUUCUGUUAAGGAUGGAAGUAAAUAACUGUAAUUUGACAUUUUAAUGAAGGAAUGAUAAUGUGCAUUGUGUUCAUGUUUACAGUUUUUUGUAAAACAGUAAAUUAGAAAAUUCAUGGAUAAUAAUAAUAAUAAUAAUUUUUUAGCAUUAAAAAUACCAUUUCGGUUAAAGAGCUUCUACAUACUGGUGUAUUAACCAUUCUAGAAACAUAAAAAAUGAUUUUGGUAUUACUAAUGCUGUUAAUUUAGGACAACUGUGGCUUAAACCGGUAGUCUAAUAAAUUUGUUAAGCACUGUUUAUAUUAUCCUUUUACAAACUCUCACACAUCUCACUUAUCCGGUCUUAUUGUUGCCUGCACAAGCAUUAGACAGUUUACAUAGAAAGGUUUUUUAAAUAGUAAGGUUUUAACAAAAAUGCAUGUGUUUGGGAAGUGGUGAGCAUCCAACUGGAUAAAUAACACAUUAUUAUUAUUAUACUGCACAACUUAGCUAAUACAUACUCCCCAAGAACAGAGAAAUUUGUUUCCUCAAGGUGGCAAGAACAUGAACAAAGUUAGUUCUGGCCAGGACAUUUCAUACUUCACGAGUAGUGAAGCACAAGUCAAAUUCAAGUUUCUGACCAAUCACACAGUAGUUCUGCCCAGAAGAUGUGUCAAGAUCAU